Messenger RNA from Micropterus salmoides (largemouth bass), 975 nucleotides. Its product is annotated as trace amine-associated receptor 13c-like. The record is from RefSeq and is a predicted model, not a curated record. Lineage: Eukaryota; Metazoa; Chordata; Actinopteri; Centrarchiformes; Centrarchidae. Gene Ontology annotation, biological process: G protein-coupled receptor signaling pathway. The coding region runs from base 1 to 975 and encodes 324 amino acids. Gene Ontology annotation, molecular function: trace-amine receptor activity. The transcript has 2 exons. Gene Ontology annotation, cellular component: membrane.
AUGGAGGUUGAUGACGGAGCAGAGCUCUGCUUUCCACAACUCCUCAACACCUCCUGCAGGAAGCCAACACUUCCUUGGUCCGAAGCUGUAUUUUUGUCCUCCAUCUCUCUGCUCACUGUGACUCUCAACCUGCUUGUCAUCAUCUCAGUCUCCCACUUCAGGCAGCUCCACACACCCACAAACAUUCUCCUCCUCUCUCUGGCUGUCUCAGACUUUCUCGUGGGCCUCCUGCUGAUGCCGGGAGAUUUCCUCCGAAAAACAGUCUGCUGGUUUCUUAGUGACCUCAUGUGUUCUCUGUAUAUUUAUGUAUCGUACAUUAUUCCCUUUGCCUCAAUAGGAGACAUGGUGCUCAUAUCAGUUGACCGAUAUGUUGCUAUUUGUGACCCUCUGCAUUAUACCACCAGAAUCACUGAGAAAAGAGUUAAACUCUGUGUUUGUCUGUGUUGGUUCUGUUCUGUUUUCUACAGCAGUUUCUUUGUAAAGGAUGACCUGACUCAACCAGGCAGGUAUAAUUCCUGCUACGGAGAGUGUGUGGUUGUUGUUGACCCCAUUGCUGAAGCAGUUAACCUUGUUUUGACCUUUAUAGUUCCAGUCAUUGUCAUCAUCGUUCUUUAUAUGAGAGUGUUUGUAGUGGCUGUGUCUCAGGCUCGUGCCAUGCGCUCUCACAUUACAGCUGUCACACUCCAACGUUCAGAGACUCUAACAGCAAAGAAAUCUGAGCUGAAAGCAGCCAGGACUCUUGGGGUUCUUGUAGUUGUGUUCCUAAUUUGUUUAUUCCCAUAUUAUGGUGUGACUCUUGCAGGGGACAGCUUAAUUAAUAUCUCAUCUGUAAACUUUGUGAUAUAUCUGUGUUAUUUAAACUCUUGUCUAAACCCUGUGAUUUAUGCCAUGUUCUACCCCUGGUUUAGAAAAUCGGUUAAACUCAUUGUUACUCUUCAGAUUCUGCAGCCUGGCGCCUGUGAAGCUAAAAUAUAG